AUGGUUGAUGAAGCCACGGCUGCUAGAUUCGCGCAGGUUGCACGCGAAUGCGCGAAAACGUCUAAGGAGGCACUUGAAAAUGCUGAAAAGUUUAUCGGCGUUCUGAAAAACGCUGAAACAGGCAGAGAGGGCAUCAGCUUGUUGGAUGUGAAGAAUCGUGAAAUGCUGUGCUAUAUGGCUGAGUUGUCGCUACUGAUGAGCCAAAUGAGCUGCGGGAGAUCCAUUAAAGAUCAUCCUGCUAGCCUCAACAAUGGUGAAGCAAAAGUCUCCUUGCGUGCCAGGCCGGAUCAAAUGGAGUUUGACGACGAUAAUGAGGAGUCAGAAGAAGAUCAAGAUAACGAGGAAGAUAAUAAGAAGCCAAAGAAAUAUGUACCACCAAAGAUGAUGGCGAGGACGAGGAUGGGCGAGAAGCAAAAGCUAUGGAAAAAGCGAAGAGGCGUGCACUUCAAAGCAGUCUCGUCCAGGAACUCAGACAAGCAAUACAGUGACGCUCCGGAGGAGUUUAGAGAAAAGAGUCAGCGAAAGUUCAAUGCUGACAAAGAGAGGGAAAGAUAUGAGGAGGAUCAUUUUGUCCGUUUGCGGAUGAGUUAA
This is a messenger RNA of Cooperia oncophora, 591 nucleotides long. NCBI's taxonomy places the organism in Eukaryota, Metazoa, Nematoda, Chromadorea, Rhabditida, Trichostrongylidae. The record is from the annotation of a GenBank genome assembly.